CAUCCGCUAGUGAAAGAUGUUCUCUUGCUGCUUGCCUACUUCCCGGGGCUCUGGCUUCCAGAAACCCCAGGGACGCAGCUUUUUCACAUGCCUAGACUUUGGUUCCACCGUCACACGCCAUGCCUCAGGGCAUUUGCCAGGCAGCACCCUAAGGCACUGUCUUUACAGAGCUCCACACAGGACAUGGGGCAGGAGUGGGAGGAAGAGAUCCUCUGCUCCACCUCCUUGAGGAAUGGGAAAGUGCCCUGAAUAGCUAACAGGGGCCAGUGUGGUCUCAAGGGUGAAAGCGCCUCAAGCACGAGGAGAAAUCAGACCUGCCUGGUGAGGCCCAGCCAGGUUGAGCUGCUGGAGGACCAAGUACAAUGCCUCGUGCCCACUUUGUUGUGCAGAGACAUCACCUACAUCUCCAGUUUCCUGGAUACACAGGAUUUGGCACCUCCCAAGAGGUGCUGGACAUGCUGUUUACAAAGGCCGUCUCCUCUAUCCUGGAUGCCUGGCUGAAACAUAUUCAGAGAAUUUUCACCAACCACCAGAAUUUCCUUGGCUGACAAAGCUGGCAUACACAAGGCUGAACAUACCGGGCUCAGACAUGGAGCAGCAUGCCCAGAGUCUUCUCACACAGUUCUCACACCUCAAGCCAGCAGAGCCAGAGGCUGGAGGUAAGGAGAACUGGGGGUGGCUGAGGUGGGACAGGCUGGGCCACACAGAUCAAACCUCCGUGGAGCUUGCUGGGAGCAUUGAGUAGGCUCAUACCCCAUCACCAUGGCCAGCAGUCUGUGGAAACCUCCCAGGGACUGUUUCGUAGACUCACACUCGUUGAGUGGUGGGAAGACUGUCCUUGAUUUGGGAGAGAUGUGGAAAGUCCAUUCUGGUGAUGAUACUUUGUCUUGGAGCUACAGCUUCAACCCCCGAGCAACAUCCUGAACCACCUAAACAGCCUGCCCAGGCUCCUACUGUGGGGCCAGCUGAACCUUCUGGGCCUGACCUGUUCGAGCCAGGCAUGGCAGUUGGUGCUGAGUGCUUGGCCCGAGUCAAAAUGCCAGCAACUGAGUCCAAGUCAAUGCAUAUCGUGGUCACACCUCUGAUUCAUUACCCCAACCUUGAGGAGCCACCUGCACCCUUGGCCACCCUGUAAGAAGAGCAUGCCCCAGUGCCCACAAUCCAGGUCCCCAACAUGCCAAAGCAUCAAUCAGCCUCAGUUGAGCAACCAGCUUCAAUCCCCAAGUAACAUCCUGAACCAAGUCAGGACGCCAUCCCAGCUACUACUAUGGGGCCCGAUAAACCUUCAGAGCCUGAGGUGAUCAAACCUGCCAAUGUUCCCGGAGAUGAGUGUUUGGGUUGAGCUGCAAUACCAGCUGCUGAGUCCAAGCCAAUGCACAUAGUGGUCACACUUCUGAUUCACUUUCCCGACCUGGAUGAGUCACCUGUACCCUUGGCCACCCCAGAGGAAGAAGAGGCCCCGCUGCCUGCUAUGGAAGUCCCUGACAUAAACAUACAGCCACUUGCCUCUGGUGAGCAACGACCCUCAGUCCCCAAGCAACAUCCUGAACCAUGUCAAGAGACCACCCCAGCUCCUAAGGUGGGGCCUGAUGAAGCUUCUGGACCUGAGGUGGUUGAGCAGGUCACGGCUGCUGGAGCUGAGUGCUUGGCCCAAGCCGAGAUGCCAGCUGCUGAGUGCAAGCCAAUGCACGUGGUGGUCACACCUCUGAUUCACUGUCCCGACCUGGAGGAGCCACCUGCACCCUUGGAUGCCCCGGAGGAGGAGCAGGCCUUAGGGCCAGCAAUCAGGGUCCAAGAAGUACUGGAGCAGCCAACAGACUCAGUGGAGCAACCAGCAUCAGCCACUGAGCGACAUCCUGAACCACCUCAAGAGCCCACCCAAGCUCCGACCUCAGGGCCAGCUGAAGCCUAUGGGCCUGAGCCGUUUGAGCCAGGCACAGCAGUUGGUGCUAAGUACUUGGCCUGAGCCAAGAUGCCAGCUCCCGAGUCGAAGCCAAUUUACAUGGCAGUCACACUGCUGAUUCACUGUCAUGACCUGGAGGAGCCAACUGGACCCUUGGCCACCCUGGGAGAAAAGCUCACCCUGGUGCCUGCUAUUGAGGUCCCAGACAUGCCAAAGCAGUCACCUGCCUCAGUGGAGCAACCAGAUUUGGUCCCUGAGCAAUAUCCUGAACCACCUCAAGAGUCCACCCCAGGUACUACUAUGGGGCCAGCUGAAACUUCUGGGACUGAGGUGUUCGAGCUGGACACGGCUGCUGGAGCUGAUUGUGUCGCCCAAGUUGACAUGCCAGCUGCUGAGUCGAAGCAAAUACAUGUGGUGGUCACACAGCUGAUUCACUGUCCCGACCUAGGGGAGUCACCUGCGCCCUUGGCUACCCCAGAGGAGGAGCAGGACCUGGAGCCUGCAAUCAAGGUCCCCUACAUGCUGGAGUAGCCACCUGCCUCCGUGGAGAAACCAGCUUCGGGCCCUGAGCAACAUCCUGAACCCCGUCAAGAGAUCUCCGCAGCCACUACUAUGGGGCCUGCUGAAGCUUCAGGACCUGGGGUUAUCGAGCCAGUCCCGGCUGCUGGAGCUGAGUGCUUAGCACGAGCUGCAAUGCCAGCUGCUGAGUCCAAGCCAAUGCACGUGAUGGUCACACCUCUGAUUCACUGUCCCGAGGAGCCACCUGCACCCUUGGCCACCCUGGAAGAAGAGCUUGCGCCUGUGCCCACUAUCAAGGUCCCCGACAUGCUAAGGGAAUCACCUGCCUCAGUAGAGCCACCAGCUUCAGUCCCUGAGCAACAUCAUGAACGAUGUCCAAAGACCACCAUAGCUACUACUGUGGGGCCUGCUGAAGCUUCAGGACCUGGGGUGAUCGAGCCAGUCAUGGCUGCUGGAGCUGAGUACUUGCCAGCUGCUGAGUCCGAGCCAAUGCACGUAGUGGUCACACCUCUGAUUCACUGUCCUGACCUGGAGGAGCCACUUGCUCCCUUGGCCACCCUGGAAGACGAGCACGCCCCGGCGCCCAUUACCGAGGUCCCCGACAUGCCAAAGCAGCCACCAGCCUCAGUCGAGCAGCCAGCUUUGGCCCCUGAGCAACAUCAUGAAUCACGUCAAGAGCCCUCCCCAGCUACUACUAUGGGGACUGGUGAACACUCAGGGUCUGAAGUGAUUGAACCUGUCAUGGCUGCUGGAGCUGAGUGCUUGGCCCGAGCCGAGAUGCCAGCUGCUGAGUCAAAACCAAUGCACUUAGCGGUCAGAACCCUGAUUCACUGCCCCGAUGUGGAGGAGCCACCUGCACCCUUGGCUGCCCCCAGGUGAGCAGGCCUUAGGGCCAGCAAUUGAGGUCCACGAAGUACUGGAGCAGCCAACAGACUCAGUAGAGCAACCUGCGUUGGCCAUUGAGCAACAUCCUGAACCACCUCAAGAGCUUGCCCGAGCUCCGACCUCAAGGCCAACUGAAGCUUAUGGGCCUGAGCUGUUCGAGCCAGGCACAGAAGUCGGUGCUGAGUGCUUGGCCCGAGCCGAGAUGACAGCUCCUGAGUCCAAGCCAAUUUACAUGGCAGUCUCACCUCUGAUUCACUGUCCCCACCUGGAGGAGCCACCUGGACCAUUGGCCACCCUGGAAGAAGACCAUGCCCUGGCACCCGUUUUCGAGGUCCCAGACAUGCCGAAGCAGCCACCAGCCUCAGUGGAGCAACCAGAUUCAGCCCCUGAGCACCAUCCGGAAUCACGUCAAGAGCCUGCCCCAGGGGAAUCCCUGGGGGCUCAGCGGUUUAGCGCCUACCUUUGGCUCACAGCACAAUUCUGGAGUCCUGGGAUCCAGUCCCCCAUGCCCGUCAGGCUCCCAGCAUGGAGCCUGCUUCUCCCUCUGCCUGUGUCUCUGCCUCUCUCUCUCACUAUGUCUAUCAUGAAGAAAUAAAUAAAAUCUUAAAAAAAAAAAAAAAAAAGAGCCCUCCCCAGCUACUACUAUGGGGCCCA
Molecule: messenger RNA, 3961 nt
Organism: Canis lupus familiaris (dog)
Lineage: Eukaryota; Metazoa; Chordata; Mammalia; Carnivora; Canidae
Product: fibrous sheath CABYR-binding protein-like
Exons: 4
Coding region: 2516-3301 (261 amino acids)
Source: RefSeq, a predicted model, not a curated record